UGUAUAAUAGGGCAACCAGUGGCACGGAGCGCAUGCUGGUGUUGUGCCUCCCCUCAUGUCCCAAUAUAGCAAUAACAGCAGAAGGCGGCCGUGCAUUGACAAGUCGAGAGCCUUUUACUGUUCUUAUAACUCUAGCGCUCACCAAAGUAAACACUGAUAAAUUGUAAUGUUCCAUCAGCCUGUUAAAAAUGGGCUUGUUUUUAUAUAUCGCUGGAUCUGCCAUCCCCACCGAGGCCAGUGUCAAUGAGGUACUUCACUGUGAGGGGGUGAAUAAUAAAAGCUACGUGUGUGAGACGGGACACUGUUGUGGAGAGUCCCAGUGCUGUAGCUACUACUAUGAAAUUUGGUGGUUCUGGCUGGUAUGGGCCAUCAUCUUCAUCCUGAGCUGCUGCUGCGUGUGUCAUCACCGUCGCACCAAACACAGACUACAACAGCAACAACGACAGCACGAGAUCAACCUCAUUGCCUACAGAGAGGUUCACAACAACACCUCUAUCCCCUUCUACUUCAGAUUCCUACCCAAUUAUCUCCUUCCAGAAUAUGAGGAAGCGGUACAUCGUCCUGCUACGCCCCCUCCCCCAUAUACUGCCUUAAACACUGGACCUCCAGCCUACACCUGCCCCUUAACCACUGACCAGCAGGAUACGCACUGCCCACCCAGACAGAUCACUCCAGUGCCCCCUGCAUCCGACACGCUCUGUUCCAGACCCAGCCUAGAAGAGAUCCAUACCUCCAGCGGGUACCACCACAAAGGCGACAGCAAGAGCGAGUUCGAGCGAAGCAGGUCCACGCAAAGUGCCCUUCCCUUAGAUCAGCCUCCCAGCGUGGACAAACAGAACGAGUGCAGGAAGGAGAUGCUCAGGAAUGUGGUGAUGCCUGAUCAUGAGAACGAGAGGAUUCUGGCAAGGCACCGCAGAUUUACACGGGACUCUGAGAGUGAAGUGUGCGUUUGUGGGCGAGGCUUGAAAAGCCAUGAACCCAAAGAAUUGGAGAGGCUUUUGAGCGAGGAGGACCAAGGGGACUCUGAGGAUUUCUGUGAGGAAUGUGGCCUCCAUUCCUUCGAAGAGGAAAAUCAGGGCCGUCUAUCCCCAGAAAACAGAGUGGAGUGUGGAGCAUCUCCACUCGCCCAAACUAAACCUAUUUGCCUUUACUGGCAUACUAUUAAUGAACAAGAGGGUCCACACAAUAACACACAAUCUUAAAGCUGAAUACUAAUUUAGAAAAAGCUGUAUGAGAUGGUGAACAAAGAAGUGAGAACAAUUAGAUGUUAUCCGCAGCUGUGUUUUAUGUACAAAGCAUCUAUUUAUGCAGUUAAAAGCCCAAAAAGUGCACAAGGAUGGGCUCUACUUGCUCCACGAGAGAACGUACCACAUGUGCAGCUGUAAUUGUGCUCUCAAAAUGGUCGGAGCAAGAUGCCGUUGUGCCUUUUCUACACAAAAAUACAGCAAAAUGGCGAACAAAGAAUGCACAUUUUGCUGUAAACUAAAUCAUAAUUGCACAAUACUUUUGUACAUGCAACAUAGCUAGUUUUAGUUUUUCUCACUGACACGCCCCCAACUCAAUUUUGAGCUCAAAGAAAAUCCAACUUCCCACUUUGUACUUGCGUGCAUAUAAUAAGCGCAAAAAAGGGGGCGAAAAAGUUCCCUGCACAGAAUCUGCUGUGGUCAUGUGAAUUCGCUGUGUUGGUUUUAAAGUGACUUCACACAUCACUACACUAUUGACAAUGGACCAUUUUUUUUUUGCAGUCUUAGGAUUGAGAGGCUAAAUGCGCAAACACUGGUGUGCUGAACUAUCAGUUUGUCAGGACAGUCAGUCAGAGAGAAAUGUAAAUACUGACAGGCCCCUGUCGACUUUCCCUAAUAUAAUGGGACACAUUUUAAUGGUGUUUAUUAAGUUUUUGUUUUGCACAAUCACAUUGUUCUGAAUGAAUUAUAUUGAAUUCAUUUUAAACACAAAGUAUUUACAUACUACAGUCUUAAUUCACAUAUUGUCUGUGUUGCUGCUGUAAGCUCUGAUGAAUGUGUAUUCAGAACAAGUUUGAUUCGUAAAUCUAAGCUUUCAUAGCCAAAGUAGGCUAUAUCAUGGGACAAUUAUUAGCAUUGGAGCCUGAAAGUGCUGCAUUGUUUCUUGCCAUAAUUUUCUGAUUGCAUGUUGAGGGUUGAACCUGUAGGGAUAAAAUCCUUGCCGAAAGAAGUUGUCUUGCAGUAUAGCUGUUUAUCCAUUGAUGUAAGCUACAAAGUACAAUAAACUAUUUUCUCAGUGAUACCUAAUUAAGUAAGCUCCAAAGAAAGAAACAUUUUGAUAUUUUUUAAAAUGAUAAUAUAGAUCAUUCUAUUAGUAAAACGUGUCUUGAUGAGUUUGAUGCUAUUGCCAACACACGUGGGUACGUAACGCUGUAAUUGGUGUAACAUGAAUUGCAUCUAUUCUUUUUGCACUCUGUUACAACCACUCUUAAAUGCAAUUCACGUGCCAGUUGUCCAGUAUCAUCUUGGACAUCAGCCUAAUAGAAUAGAUAUUUUUAUGUAAAUACUUUAAUUCUUGAAAGCUCAAAAUCUGUGUCAAGAAAUAUGGUAACAAUUCAAAGUGCCUUGAUUUUCUGUUCAUAUGCAAGCUAAUGAGCCAUACUUGUGUAAUUAUAAAGUGAUUUAUUUUUGUAUUUCUGCACCAAAGUAGCUUCAGUUUGACUGAAGCACUCUUAACAAAUAAUUUAUUUCACUGCCCUAAUGAAUGUUAUUAGUAUAGAGAUGUGCUGCUCUUACUGGUGUCUCUGUGAUGACAAUCUAAUGUUGAAGCUGUGCUUGGAGACAAAUACAUAUCAAUCUCUUUUUCUGAAAAUAUUAAUAAGCUGCUGAUUUUCAAAAAGUUAUAAAUACUCUGAAGCAUUGUGCAAACAUGAUAUAAUUUUGUACAGCCUACAAUUCUUAGCAUUGGUUUGAGUUCUGGCACAAUUUAUCUUGUAUCGGUCUGUCUUUUGUUAUGCAAAACACAUAAUCGAGACACUGUCUAAUAAACACAAAUCAACACAA
Pimephales promelas (fathead minnow) is the source of this 3026-nucleotide messenger RNA. It is a transcript of the gene wbp1lb, whose product is annotated as WW domain binding protein 1-like b. The record is from RefSeq and is a predicted model, not a curated record. Lineage: Eukaryota; Metazoa; Chordata; Actinopteri; Cypriniformes; Leuciscidae.